Molecule: messenger RNA, 15661 nt
Organism: Pelobates cultripes (western spadefoot toad)
Lineage: Eukaryota; Metazoa; Chordata; Amphibia; Anura; Pelobatidae
Source: the annotation of a GenBank genome assembly
CAGCUUUCGAUUGGAGUUUUGCCUUUUCCAAUUAAAUCACCUAAUUUCCAUAUCUGGACCAUACUGACCAAGUUAUCAUACAAAGGUUAUCAAGGCUAUGAGAAUGACCUCUUUAGCAGUGAUUCUAUGCCUAUUUCUAGCUGUACCUACAGCAGGUAAGAUCUUUUAUCAAAAUACCACAAAUAGUCCACAUACAUAAACGUAACACCACAGACAUCCCCACAUACAUGAAUACCGCAAAAACAGCAACCACACAUACGUAACACAGGUAGCCCAUUUUAAUUUCUGUUCCUCACUGAACAUACUGAGAUAUGAAGAAACACUACACUUGCUUUAUUGUAACAAGGCAAAGGAAUCAGCAACCUAUGGAACUAGACGCCUUUGUAUGGCAGGCAAGCCUGCCAGACCAGUUGGAGAGAUCAGGUGAUCUCUCUAACUCACCCAUAGCACCCCAGUGCCCAUACAUUAAGGAAGCCUGUUGUGGUGUGUACCUCCAGCAGGUGCAGACAACACAGGUAACUCUACCUCACAAUGUGGUGCUUCUCCAUGAUUCAGAGCAUUGCAGAGCUACGUCUCAGGAAAAGCUCAGAACGGAGACAGCCGUACAAGUGGUCUGCACCCAUAGAAGUUGCAGACCACAAGAUCCACACAGAGAACCUCCAGGGAUUAAUUUAAAGGGACUCUCCAGUGCCAGGAAAACAAUCCAUUUUCCUGGCACUGCAGGUCCCCUCUCCCUGCCACCUCCCAAUCCCCAGUUGCUCUUCAGCAGGCCUGUCACAAUUGUCUCAAACUCCUUUGUGAGUUUAGGGGAGUCAAAAGUUGGAAGAAUGUUUCUAAGGAUUGUGUGUUUUAUUCUGGUAGAGAGGAAAUGCAUGCGCAUUAGGUCUCCCCGGCCGGUGAUGUAAUGCAGAGGAGGAGCGGCGGUGACCAGAAACCACCGCCGCUCCUCUUCUGCAUUACAUCGGCCAGUGAGUGAGACUGAUCCCGCCCACCGGCCGGGGAGACCUAAGGCACAUGCCGGCGCGGCCCAGCCGGUGAUGUAAUGCAAAGGAGGUGCGGCAGUGACCCGAAACCACCCCCCGCUCCUCCUCUGCAUUACGUCGGCCGGUGGGUGAGACUGAUCCCGCCCACCGGCUGGGGAGACCUAAUGCGCUUGCGCGGCAAUGCCACGCAUGCGCAUUAGAGCUCCCCAUAGGAAAGCAUCAGACUGCUGCGUUCCUGUUUUACCCUCAACAUAGAGCCUCGUCUCAUGUGUGUGGGGGAAAAGGCUACAUCUACACUGGAGAUUGCUAUACGCAGUAUACUCCACUGGCUAUAAUCACUAAGUUCUUUUAAGAGCUUGUUCCUGCUUCGCCCUCUGAAGGAAGAGAGGUUCACCCACUGGAGCCUGGAGCCUUGUUGUAGGAGGCAGCGAGAGCCCAACCAAGCUGAGGCGGUUCGUGGGGUCUGCAGUGCUUAUGGUGUCAAGUGGAGUGCUUGGAGCCCUCGGGAAGCACUAGGAGCAACCAUCAACGGAGGUACCCAGUCGGGGUGCCAGGUGAUCUGUUACAGUCAGGCUCUACUAAGACUUGCAAUAGAGGUCAGAGAUGGUUAGCUAGUAUCUUUGUAAAAAAAUGUAAGUCUAUGUUUAUGAGGGAGAUAGGGGCAAUAGCUUCCGCAGUUAAGUCUUUCCCAGCUUUGGGUAUGAGAGAAAAAGUGGGCUUCCAAGGCCGAUUCUGGGAGAGUAGUAAAGGUAGUUAGAGAAUUGAAGGCAUUCAGAAAAGGAUCAGUGAGGGUUAGUAAGAAUGUUUAAAAGUAUUUGCCUGUGAAGCUGUCUGGGGCAGGGCUUUUACCAAGUGGCAGGCCUGUAACAAUUGUCUCAAACUCCUUUGUGAGUUUAGGAGUCAAAAGUUGGAAGAAUGUUUCUAGGGAUGGUGUGUUUUAUUCUGGUAGAGAGGAAAUGUUCUAUACCCUGUUGUAUGGGUGGUGUGUUGCGAAUAUUGUCAAAGUUGGUAAAGCAUUAUGAAAGGCUACCAGAUUAUCUUGUGUUAAUUGAGAAGAUUCUCCAUGGGUUUUUAGAUAUUCAUGAUAUAGAUUGAUUGCCUAGUGUUCUGCAGAGGUUUUGCUAAUAAGUGGCCACAUUUACUACCAUGAGCAUAGUAUGAGUAUUGCAGCAAGAUUAACCGACGUAAGAAUUGUGCGUUCAAAAGUUGUUGAAGCUCUGACCUUUUCCCUGUUAAUUGUUUGUGUAGAUCGAAGGAGUUGUGCCUCUUAUUGAAGUUUUCUAGUUGUAAGUGAAUUAACAUGUUUGUCAUGUUUUUUGAGCCUUGAAGCGAAAGGCAAUAAGUUCCCCUUGAAUAACGCAUUUGUGUGCUUCCCAGGUGAUUGUGGGUGAUAUUGAUGGGUGAGUAUUUUCUUUGAAGUAUUGUUGGAGAGAUUUGGUAAACUGAGAUACUUUGUCUGGGUUGUUUAGAAAAGGUUCAUUAAGUUUCUAUGUAGGAGUUUCUAUUGGUAGGAAGGGUGUCUGAAUCACAAAAGACAGGGGUGAGUGAUUAGACCAUGUAACUGAUCCGUAUUCACAGGAGAGAAUUAAGUGUAGGAAUCUAUGUGGUAAAAAUAGCAAGUCUAUUCUGGUGUAGGUUCCCGUUGCUGUGGAAUAAAAGGAGUGGUCUCUGGACUGAGGGUGUGUGAUAUGCCAAGUGUCAAAUAAGUUAAUUGAGUUUAAAAGCCUAGCGCUUAGCAUUUAGGGUGACCACAUGGAGGGUAGCCAUAACAACGCAACUGCAGAGCAGAGAAGCCCUGGUCCAACCCCACACGCAAAGCAAAAACAAACUAUAUACAAUGAAAAUAAAUACAACAAAAAUAAAACUGUAAGAACACAGAAAUCAGUUAGAAAUCACCAAUCUCGAUGGUAACUAUCCCCUAGGGGAGGUAAUAAUCCACUGAUAAAUUAUCCUAAUAAUGUUACACUGUCAUGUAUGCCUAAAAGGCAAAGGAAUUGGUUAAGGAAUUAAGAAGGAGGAUUGAUGUUAGUAAGGACAGAAUGUUCUACCCUAGUAUAUAAGAAAUUAUCUGGAGCCAUCAGGAGUAGGAAAUGGAACAUAGAUAACAAUGUAGUGGGCUUAAAACAGUUAUCAGUAGUCUGUGGUCAAUAUGAGGGAUGAGUAUUUGCUGAUCAGAAUCCCCCCCUUUUUUCCUCCCUCUGAUGUGAAUGGAGUAACUAAGGUUUUACCAGUAUUAGGAAUUACAUAAUGGAAUUAGUAAAUGGUUAAUCUGAAAUGACUCAAGGGUCAGUAAAUUUUAAUGCCAGCAAGGCUGGGUAAGCUCACCUAUUUUCCACCUCAGUCAAAACCAAGCUGUUUAGUUUUUUGGGGUUUUUUUUGUGUGAGAUAAAAGAGAACCGUAACACCGUCUAACAACAAAUAGUGUAGUGAAUACCCCCAUCCAAGUCAUAUCGGCAUAUGGUGGAAUUCCACAUGACUGCAAUCCUAGGAUAUGUGGGGCCAGUCAAGAGUAGUAUGAGGGAGAGCAGGUGGGAAGAUAUGGGUAUGAAGUAAAGCACAGGCUGUAGGAAAUAAAGAAGGGGAAUGGAGGGCAGAAGGAGGGUGCAUAGGCAGAGUCCUAACAGUUCCCAGUUAUAAUCUAAGCACAUGUCAGUAUAAACAUUGGAGACAAACAAUAAAAUAACCUUCUUGCUCAUCCUGAUGUGGCAGAGAGUUGUACUCCAGAUUACCAUGUGAAAUAUAGAGCAAGAGGUAGGUUUGAAUACCAAAGUUAAUAUUUGUGGUAGUGGACUUGUGGAUCAGACAGUAAGUGAAUUGUCAUCAUGAGUUGUGUCUGGAGGCUAGGUUAACACAUUUCUGAAGUUGGAAAAAUGUGAGGCACAGCAAUUUCAACAAUGGUGUGUAACAUUUCCAAAGAGGGUACACUUGGGUACAAUAUGGUAAAAGGAGUAAGGGCAGACACAAAUUCCUUUGUGGGUCAAUAUAAAUAAUUGUAAUCCAUGAGUUCCUGAUCAGCAGAGUAGGGGAGAAGGUUAAUGGUGGUUUGGAGUGCUUUUGGGGGAGGGUGAUCCAGAAUAUGUGUCGCUAUGUUCAUUCCUUCUUUUCUUGGCUGUAGAUUGCCACUGUUGAUGCUGUGGUAAUUGCAUGGAGAGUGGGGUUUGCACCAGACCAUACCAAUCCUAAAUAUGGACAUCUGGGAUAUCCAGUGCUUGAGUGAAAGAAGCAAAGUCAUUCUCUGUAUGGAGUACUUGUGGUUUUCCUUUAUAAGUCACUAGCAACGCAAAGGGGUAUCCCCACCAGUAGCUGGAUGUGAGAAGGUCAGUCAGGGAUGCAGUACACAUCUAGCUUGAAGACCUAUCCAGGAUAGGUCUGAAUAGAUUUAAAUUUGGGUUGUUGUGGUACAGGAGAGGCUGGGAGGAUUGAUGCAGUAUGAGCAGGAUACCUUCUUUUAGUGUAAAAUAGUGAAUUCUGGAUAUUACAUCUUUAGGUUGUACUGUAGGGACACGGCAAGGGCCCAGGGCUCUAUGUGCUCUGUCUAGUAGCACUGGGGUGUCAACGGUUGGUCUGUUUAAAAUCAAAUUAAAUAAUUCUUGAAGAGUAACAGUUAAAUCAAAUUAGUCCUGUUCUGGCAUACCUUUAAUGUGGCGGUUGUUACGUCUCCCCCUGUCAUCUAUCAGCCUAUGCAUAGUGAAGAUUUGGGAGGUUUUUGCCUCUACUGUCGCUUGUAGUUGCUGGAUUUGAGAGCACAAUAGAUCUGUCACCCUCAAGGGUAUUCACCCUGUCCCCAACAUGGCGGAUGACAGCUGUAACGGAUCGCCUGGCACCCCGACUGGGUACCUCCGUUGAAAGAUGCUCCUAGCGCUUCCUGAGGACUCCAAGCACUGCAGCCGACACCACAAUCACCGAACCAGAGAAGCGUAUACCUUCUCUCAAGCAUAUGAAUGCUGUAGACAGUUGAAUAGGAACCAUACAAAUAGGUUUACUCUCCUAGCAGUCAAACUGGAACAGCAUACAAUAAAUCCUUCCCCCAAUAAUGAGACGACACUUCACUUUGAGGGUUAAAACAGGAACUCUCUGUACUGUCACAUACAGUCUCUUUUAUUCCCAAUCCACAAACAUAGUACAGCCCACAGGGCGUUACAAAACAGCCAAUCAAUCCAUAAAAUACACCCAGACACUCCCACACAAAAUCCUCCCCUCUGGCUGUGAUAUGAUUACUGAACACAAUGGGUAAUCUAAUUAUCACAGCCAGAGAAAUACAGUUUCAUAAAACACAUCACAGGGACCCCAAAACAUGCAAUAACCCCAUAAAAAGUAUAUCCUUGGAACUGGGGGAUCUGGGUGAACCACAUAUCCAAAAUUCACCCAGAUCCGUUCAGUACUUUGGAAAAUACAGUUUAAUGCAGAUUCUGCAGAACAUAUACAGGCUAAAUAAAAACAAUCACUGUAUAAUGUGUCCCCUGCUGUAUAGUCCAAAACCACCGCACGAUGUCUCUGUGCAACAAAUACUGGCGAGAUGGCACCGUGUUGAAAAGUCCAAACAGUGUCUGUGAGUUAAAAUGGCCGCCAUCCAUUGUUCUCACCAUGUGCUUCUGAUACAGGAAAUGGUGGCCACCCAGUAACUCCACAGUAUGUCCCCAGAUGGUUCUUAAAAGGGCCAGCAGCAGCACAACACAAAUCCAUUAUGCCCAAAUCAUGUCUUUAAAGGGCAAUACAUCCCAGGGGCCAUAGUCACAUGGCAGGAGGCUGGCAACCAGGCUUCUCCAGUGCAUAGUGGCGAGGUUGGUUCCGCCACAACAGGUCAUAUGGUCUUUAAUUUUGUUUGGAAGGACACUUCCAGCUAACUUAGCAUUGCAGCCAGGACCCACUUCAGAGGCAAGCUUCUGAUGAUUGCCUUCAGGUCAGUAUCGGCUGUAAACAGUGAGGCUUCUGUGCCCUCUGGGCUGAAUAAAAACCGAGCCAUUGUUGGAGGAUUCAAGCACCAUAUUGGGGCCUUGCGCGCCCACAUGGAAGUCUGCAUUAUAGCGGAAAAACGUACUAAGGGCGCACGAUUUUCCAGCGGGCUGUUUUUUUUUAUGUCUGGUGGGACAACAGGGAUCAUUUAGGGUGUCCUAUCGUGGAGUGAGAGACCGAUGAUUGCUGAUUAACUGCUCGGUGCUACGGAGCUCUCUCAGAGUGUGGCCAUUUAGCUCUGUAGUUGGCUCGGCCCCUCAAUCAAGAGAUAUUUUAUGCUCUGACUCAUGGGAGCAGAGUCUGUCAAUCAAUUAUUUUUCUUUCUCUAGAUUUUCUUUUAGACAUUUAGAAGAUAUAGCAAUCAGGACACCUCUAAUAUAAUAUUCUCAUAUUCUUUGUCUUCACCUCUGAUAUAAGCCUUACACACUGUCCAUACUGUCAUCUGUGAUAAGCCAACUAUAUCAAAAUAUAAGUUGAUUACCCUAAAUACCUCAUUGUAUAUACCGCAUUGAGUCUUGCAGCAACCACUGAGGCCUGAGAAAUUGCUGUGUAAACUUAAACAGCUAAUUAUAACUGCUGAUCAGACCAAGGUUUUAUAGGUAUCUUACAGUAUUACGCACAAUAUAUACAGUGCUGCCAUAUAAAAAAUAGAUAAUUGUUAUGAGCGUAGCUAUUGUGGGGAUGUAAGUAAAAAUGUGUAAUCUCCAGGUAUCCAGUAGAGAUUGAUUAAAGGUUAUUCUUUUAAAUAGCUCAGUAUUCUAAUCAAGUCAGUUAGGAAUGCUAGUAGAGGGAUGAUCUAAAAUCAGAUUUAAUACAGCAUUAAAUCCCCACCUACCCAUACAAGGUACCUCUCCUACUAAUAUAUUAAAUUUAAUACAAAAUUCCAUUAAAUUUUUUUUCAAAUUGUAGUUUUUUUUUUGUAACAUAAUAGUACAACAAAAAUUCAGCAUAUGUUGCUACAUUUGCAUCACAGAUUCAACAUGCAUAUUAAAUAUAGAUAAAAUGUAGAUUGCUAACAGAAAGGCAACCAUAGAUAUAGGGUCAGCUAUAAGAUCCACCUUUUUAAACAUGUCAACUCAUACUGUAAGUCAAAACGCUAGUACGAGGGGGGUAACAGCCUCUCAGAAGAUCAACAGCUCAACAACUGUUAUAUAUUCGGUAACCUACACAUGAAUGGGAAUCCUUAGUAAAGCUAGGUCUUGGCAGGAAAAUACAAGAAGUUGCAUUAUCUCCAAAAAAACUAAACAAAAAAUAAAAAAAAGUAAUGAUUCCAUGUAAUCUCUUUAACUAAAUAAUUGUUUCCAGAGCAAUAUUUUUUCUUUUUGAUACAACGUAACCAUUUUAGUAUUUAACUUUGUUACCUUAAAUUAUUCAUUCUUUCAUUUUUUACAUUGUGAAAUGGAAAUAUUACAUCUUUCUAAGUAAAUUUGCUUUUCCUGUGACUAUUGGAAAAAACAAAAAAUACAUAUAUAUCAAUCAAUGGAACUAAACAUUUUAAAAAAGAAUUGUUAGAGUGCUUAGUCUGACCCUUUUAGAACGUUUUAAAACAGCCUGUGUAAAUAGCUCACAUCUUAAUCUUUCAGUUUGUAGCACAACUUGUCUCCAGUGCACCAACGUAAAUGGUAAAACAUGUGAGGGAAAACCUGUGACUUGCGAUGGGGAUCGCAAAUGCUUUGUGAGAUCCAAUUUUCUGCAUUACCGUAAGUACAAAAUAUAUGUUGAACUCAAAAGCUUUAUAAAGUAAUGAUAAUGAUGGCAUGUACCAAUAAUAGCCAAUACCAACCUGUGUAAGGACACGAGAAAUCAGCUGUCCAUGUGCUUUUGAACACUCGGUAGAUCUAAAUGUCAGUGCUCAUAUUCUCCAGCAUUGUAGGGUCUACUUCUCACAAACAGUGCCCAAGCACCAUAACCACUUUAUAAUACUGAUGUAUCCAUGGUGCUCGGAGUAACCUUCUAAGAAUGGAGAGAAAGCAGAGAUGUUCUUUUUAGGGAAAGUAACAAGAUUCUACAAGUGAUUUAAUGUGGUGACGAAGGAUGUUGCUAAAUAAUAAAACUAAGCAAUCAUGCUUGGAUAGUUGGUGUAAUUAUGACAUGAUCUACUAAGAGGAACUUCAAAAAUUGACGGGGAUAUGGUAAUUAUAUGCAGCAUUUUUUACACUGAGCUUGGAUUCUGUAAUGGGAUUUUGGUUAGAUAAAGGCAGAGUGACUGUGAAGGGCAUGUUGGUAAGGGUGUUGUCCUCAUACGUAUGAUAUUAACAUUUAAAUAAUUAGUUUGCCUAAAGCAAAUGUGUGGAUGGAGAAGAAUAAUCUAGAAUGGAACCUUGACUUUAAGGUACAGCUAACAGAGAGGGGUAAUGGGGGAAGCACCUAAGAAAGAGCCAAAAAAAUAUCUGACAGAUCCAAUUUAUCCCAGGAAAGUGCUGCAUCACAGAUGCUGGAAAAAUAUCAACACAAUGUCUAGAAAUUAUUUUAUUUGUAAUGCAAUGAUGUUUAUGUAACAAGUCCAAGAUAUAAAUGUAUUCUGCUGUAAACAAUUUGUAUUUAAAUAAAUAUAGGCAUUGAAAGACAAAUAUCCUAAUUUAUUCCUGCAGUUGGUGAAGAUUCCAGUUCCAUUACCAAGGGAUGUGUUACUGAAAAUAUACCCUGUGAUUAUGUGGGUUAUCUUGAUAUUGGCGGUGCUAAUUCUUCUACAUAUUCAAUGAAUAUUAAAUGCUGUGAUGGGGACAACUGCAACACCUUUGGUCAUGAGAGUGAGUGUCCUUCAUUUUUUUUCAAAGUGUUACUUUUAAACAUUAUGUUAUAUAUAUAUUAUAUACUUAUACUUUCUAUUUCGAAACCUACAAGACUUAUUCAAUAAUUUGUAGGUGGGCGAGAGGGAGGCAGAGCCGAUAUGGUCUUUACGUACCCUAAGCUGUCCCCCUUCAGCGCCAUUAUCUUUCUCCCACUUCCCAAGAAAAUAGUGAAGAGCAGAGGCUCUCCAUAUUUCUUACCAGUUUAUGCAGGGCCAGAACCCUGUUGUAUGCCUUUUUUAUGAUCUCCCUCACCUGCUGGCACUAAAAUGGAGUAGGGGAUGGAGAGAGGGCGCAGGGGAGCUCUUGCCGGUCCUCUCCUUGCAAGCUUGGAUCAUUGCCACAGUUACCAUGACAACUAUCCGAUCUCACGAGGGUGAACUGUAGCCUCAGAGCUGCAGCUGCAGGCUAUAGUUCACUCCCCACCAGACCACCAGGGAUUACAGGAAAUCUCAUAGUCAAAGGUAAUAAGGGAUGGGGGGAUAUAAAGUAUAUUUAUUUUCAAUUGAAAAAAAUAAUAGAUAUAUUUGCUUUAAUCUGCCUGCACAUUCACACCCUUACACAUACUGAACCCCUCAUAUACACAGACACAUCCACACCCACACACAAUGCACCCCUUACACACACACACAUUGCAGCCCUCACACACUGCCCCCUCACACACACACUGCCCCCAUACUCACACACUGCACCCUUCACACACACACUGUAACUUUCACACUGCACCCCUCACACACACACUGUACCCCUCACACACACUGUACCCUUCAUGUACACUGUCCCCCUGACACACAUUUAAUCCCUCACACAGACACUGUAAAACUCACACACACUGACCCCCACAGACACACUGCCCUUCACAAAAACACAUACACUGCACCCCUCACACAUGCACUCCGCCCUUCACAAACACACAAUGCACCCCACACACACACAUACUACUACCUCUAUCCCUUACUACAGACCUGAUCCUGGGAGACCCCAGGUAAGUUGUUAAACUUGGCACUCCUGGCACAAUAACCACUACAGAAAGCUGUAAUGCCUAUUGUGCCUGGAUUGUUCCUACCAGUGCCCCUCCCAAGAUUAUAUUCUGGAUCCUCCCUGCUUCAAACUGCACAUGAAAAUAAACUGUUUACCUUAAAAACUUAACACCUCAUUUCACCUAACUCUAAACUCAAUCCUAAACAGCCCUUAUGCUACAACUUUUAACAACUUAAAGCUCUUAAUCCUAUUAACUCUAAACACCCUAUGGAAUCUCACACUUAUGUUAAACACUCUCCAACCUUAACCACUUCUACCAUUAUCGGUAAUUCUGCAUGCAUUUACACUGCUACACACACUCACUAUACUCCCAAGUUCAAACACAAUACAUUACAUGUAGAAAUAUGGAUUUACAUAUUUAUAUACAUAAGCAGUUGCCAAAUAUGAAUAUGUUUUUUUAAGAUGUUUUUCGGCCUGCAAUAUCCAGUAAUUAUAUUUUUAUAUGUCUUCUUUUUUGGGUUGAGGAGCAGGGGGCACCUUAUAAUCAUGUUCCUACAGGCUUCUGACAUGUAAAUCUGGUCCUGGACAGGACACAAAUUGCAUUGGACUAGACAAAAGCAAUGGGGGAUAUUUAUCAAAGUGUCUCUGCAGCUUUUCUGGAAUUUGUUUCUAAAAUCAAUUAUGAGAUCUAACAGUAUUUUACACUAUUUAGCAAGUGUUACCUUUUGUGUAUGUAUUUAUUUUGCACCAGAACACUAUUCUAUAUUCUAUCAUUUGUUUACACCACCCAAAAGCUUGUGCACAGGGUGUGCCGGGUGUGCCUAAUCCUGCGACACGCCUAUGGAUUUAGACCGGCAGGGGAGAUCUCAGGAUCUCCCCUGUCGGCUCAUGCUUUAAGACUCCAUGGGCCGGUGGGGAGAUCAAAGAUCUCCCUCACUGGCUCACAGCUGCAGGGAGGGAGGCAGGAGAGGACCCAGGGAGCUCCAGCCAGCAGCUCCGCCGGGUUUCUCUCGUGAGAUCUGAGUGUUGCCACGACAAUGCUCAGAUCUCGCGAGAGUGAACUCUAGCCCCGCAGUGUAGAGUUCACUCUCCACUGGACCACCAGGGAUGGCAGCAGCAACAAGAAUCCCCCCUCCCUACAUAAGGUAAGAAGAGAGGGGGGAUAUUUACUAAACAGCCCCCACUAUACACACAAUCCCCCAAACAUACAGCACACACACACACACACAGCACACACACACAUACAGCAUUUACACACAUACAGCACCCUCACACACACAGCACCCACACAGAUACAGCACACAAACAGCACCCACACAAACAACAUCCACACACACAGCAUCCACACACAUACAGCACACAAACAGCAUCCACACACACACAUACAGAACACAAACAGCAUCCACACACACACAGCACACAAACAGCACCCACACACACAGCAUCUACACACAUACAGCACCCUCACACACACAGCACCCACACACAUACAGCACACAAACAUCACCUACACACAUACAGCACCCUCACACAAACAGCCCCCCCACACACACAGCACUUACACACAUACAGCACCCACACACAUACAGCACCAUCACACACACACACACACACACACCACCCUCACACACACAGUGGUGUAUCCUGGUUUUGUGCUGCCCUAGGCAGGACAAAACUCAGGCACCCCCCUCUCCCCGCGCCACCCCCACCCAACCCUUCCCCCCGCCCCACCUUCUAAAUACACAUACACACACACACACACACAGUCAGACACAUACACACACACAGUCAGACACAUACACACACACACACUCACACACACACACACAGUCAGACACAAACACACACAUAGACAGACACAAACACAAACACACACACAGUCAUACACACACACAUACACAGACACAGUCAGGCACAAACACACACACAUACACACACAAAGUCAGGCACAAACACACACACACACAGUCAGACACAUACACACACACAUACACAGUCAGACACACACACACAUACACAGUCAGACACACACACACUCAGUCAGACACACACACACACACACUCACACAGACGCACAGACACAAACACACACACAGUCAGACACAAACACACACAGUCAGACACAUACACAGACAGUCAGACACAUACACAGACACAGUCAGACACACACACACACAUACACAAACACAGUCAGUCACACACAGUCAGACACACACACAGAUUAACUUUUUUUUUUUAUUUAAAUCCCCCCCCAACCUCCUUACCUUUGGGAGUGCUGGGGGGGAGGUCUCUCUCUCCCUGGUGGUCCAGUGGCUGCCGGUCGGGCGGGCGGCGCUGGCAGGCGGGCGGCUGGCGAGGGAGCUCUUCCUAUGAGCUGUCUGCUCAGCUCCCUCGCGCUGGCUGCAGAGUGAGGCUGGGAGCCGGAAGAUGACGUCAUCUUCCGGCUCCCAGCCUCACUGUGCGGCGCGCGAGGGAGCUGAGCAGACAGCUCAUAGGAAGUGCUCCCUCGCCAGCCGCCCGACCGCCUGGGAUGUCAGUUAGCCGCAAGGCUAACUAGGCAUUUGCCCUGGGCAUUUGGGGGGCGGCGUUUUUUGCCGCCCCCUGAAAAAUGCCGCCCAAGGCAAAUGCCUUGUUUGCCUCGCGGCUAAUACGUCCCUGCACACACACACAGUACACUAACAGCAAACACGCACACAAACAGCACCCUCAUACACAGCACCCUCACACACAGCACACUAACAGCCCCCUCACAAACACACAAACACCCUCACCCACAUAGCACACUACCAGCACCCUCACACACAGCACCCUCACACACACACAGCACCCUUACACACACAGCACCCUCACACCACCCUCACACAGCGCACACACACACACACAACAGUGUGUGUGUAUAUAUGUGCGUGUGUAUAUAUAUAUAUAUAUAUAUAUAUAUAUAUAUGUAUAUAUGCAUACAUACAUACAUACAUAUACAUGCGGCGUGUGUUUGUGCUUUAGGGUGCACACCCUAAUGCAAUAGGCUGCACACGCCUAUGACACCACCCUUAGCUUGCCUUAAGGAGUGAGGCAGAAUAUUCACACAGUAGUUUUAGUUACUUGAUAUAAUUAUGGAGGCGCAAACAUCUGUCAGAAAAUACAAAGUACAAAGCUUCUUUGCUACUUUGCAGUUUGUAAAGAACAAGCUGUAGCGAGUUUUAAAUAAUUGUAUUUUAUUAUUUCUUCUUAAUCACAGUUCCAGAGGAGAAUGAAAAAUUUGAAGGAAAAACUUGUCCAACCUGCGUGAAAUUGAACUCGAACGAGGAAUGUGUUCCAGAAACUGACAUGGUGUGCAGGGGGAAAGAUGACCUGUGCUACACUUAUGUGGGUACCUGGCGUGACGAAGGUAAUUUAUGUAGAUUUCAGUGUGUAACAAAUGUAAUUGAACAAGCUUCAAUUACCUAUUUUUAUAAUGCUUGUUAGAUAUAAGAUAGAACAGAUCUAUGUACUGCAUUUCUGCUUGUAUUCACCAGAAUCUGUAUUUGCGCAGAGAAGUGUAGGGUGGGACAGAUCCAGAGGUCCAUCUCUGGUAAUCUAACGAUCACAGAAUAAGAAAAUUUCCAACACUUUUUUUUAUUAUUUGGUUUAUAUAAACAAAAGGAGGAAUAAAGAAUAUAAAAUCCAAAACAAAAUACAGAAAUAAAAUAACACGUGUUAAAUAAUAUGCUUCAUAUAAUAGUAACACAGUAAGUAACUGUAAGCUGAACAUCCCUACAAGCUUUGAACAUCCCUACAAACAGGAUGAACAGAAUAUGAAAAGAGAGUGAAAAAAGAAACAUAAACAGAGGGAAAGAUAAAUGGAGUAAAUACAUAUUAAGGAGAAACACUUUAAAGGAAUAUGUAACUUGCAUUGGAACAGAAUAUGAAAAAAAAGCACAUUUGUUAACAGAAAUGGGGAAACAUGGAGAAUGAAAAGUUAAAGGGACACAGUACUGCCUAAUUAAAAAAAAAAAAAAAAUCACUGUUAAAAACAUGCCUGCAUUUAGUUAUGCAUUAUUUUCCAUCGGAGGUAUAGCUAAAAACAGCACACAAAAGCUGAAUAUCUUUUGCCUGCAGCUUUUUCAAGUCCCCUGCCCUCCCUAAUCCAGCUCAAACUUCGUGGCUGUCCAAUUACAGCCUUCCCAGUGCAGCUACGUGAGAAGUCUUUGGAAGGCAGGUGCUCUGAGCAAUUGCUGCCUCUUGAUUUUAGCUCCACUGAGCUAAACAAACUAGGAAGUGUCAAGAACCAGUUGUCUGAUUGGCUGCAAGAGAGUGGUAACAAUGUUGAUUUAUAAAAGUGCCAAUUUAUAUCUGCACAUUUUGUUAAAAAAAAAAAAGUUUACACACACCAAGGAUUUCAGCUAGCUAAAGUGCUUAGAGGUCUGAAGUGUCCCUUUAAGUAAGGUUUAAGUGUUUACAUUGCUACCUAGGAACAUCUGUGGGUGCAAUCACUCAGGUGCUACCUGGGUGGAGCACUGACGUUUAGCAUCUCCACACUUUGCAUGGAGACACUGAACUUUCUCACAUAGAUGCAUUAAGUCAAUGCAUCUCUGUGAUGAUAUGCUGAUUGACCAGAGCUGUGUUUUGCCGUGCAUUCGCAAUAGGCUCCGAUUGCUUGAUAAAGGCAUCUGUCUAGGUCGAAAUGUUGCAGUUUUUAUCACAACAAAUAUGCCUUCCUGCAGCAAUCCUGAGUGUCUGGACCUAUUUUAUGUUAUCUUAUAUGGUAAUAAAAGCAAGGAUUUUCAUACGUGGGGAAAAUGGAACAAAGACCAUCUAGAAUACCUCCUAAUAUGGUCAUUGUUCUUAUAAUGUAAGUUUAGGUUUUACGGUCUAUUCUAGACUUUUGAACCAAGCAAUUCCAAAUUAACCUGGUUUGCUCAUUCUUCAAUAUCUUUCCCCUCCUGAGACUCAACAUACUCAACUUACAUCAAAACAACACAUCGGCACCCAUCCCUAGGCCUGCAACCACAUCCUUUUAUUAUCGCUAACACGACUAUAAGGGGGAAAACAUUGUUACAAAGUAGUACAGCAUAGUUUAGAAAAAGAAAAAUAAGUCUUUUAAAAAUGAGUUUGUACUCUUUUGGUUAUAUGCUAUAAAAUUACUGAUAGUAGCAAGAUGGCUGACAGCAAAGCUCUGCCAGGUUCAAUAUUUUAUCAAUAAUAUCACUUAAAACACUAGCAGAUGUUUGCAACUAAAACAUUCCGACACAGGCGUUGACUUUCUACAUUAAAGUCAAAGCCACCUCCACCGAGCCUGACCACUAUUUAGUAUUUAAUGUUUUGAAAAUUGUAUUUUCCAGUUCAUGAGAGUCCAAAAUACAUGCUUAGUGAAAUAUUUUAUUAACUUUUCAUAAAAGACAACAGAUUUAAAAAUGAUCAAUGCAAGGUAUAGUGGGAUAUGUGACAACAACAGUGCCAAAUAAAAAUUCUGUCUAGAUUUUAAUACUUUUUAAUAUUUUACAGAUAAUAUAUAAAUUAUCUUUGUAAAUGUAAAUUCAGUUAUCUAUGAACCAUAUUAUACAGUGUUUAAACAUUGUGCGUUUUCUUUAUUUGAUUUCUGUUUCAUUUCAUCUUUACAGUUGGCAAUGAAAUACACAGUUCUGAGAAAGGAUGUUUGGAAACGUUUUUAUGUAAAGAACUAUUUGGUUUGGCAACCGGCAUGGAGGCAGUCCAAACAACUACCUUUACUUGCACUUAACUUAAAAAAAUUUAAAAAAAGAAAUAACCUAUUCUAAUAAGGUUUGUCAUAACCAAAACAAACUUGUAGUUACUGAUUAUCAAAAUGAUUUGUGUUUUGGUGAAAAAAAUAAAUAAUUGCAAUUACCACAAAAUAAUUAAAUAAUAAAUGCAACCAAUGUAAAAUUUUCCGAAGUUGAACUGCUUAUUUAAUUUCCUCAAUAUGAUGGACUAAUUUGUGACUGCGAUGAGUAAUUGAGC